UAUAUAAAGCGGCAGAGGCGGCACUUGAUUCCAAUUACAACUAGAUAUCCGUCUCGACUGAUACUUUAAAGACAAGACCGAGUGAGCAAUCGCAACGGGCAUCGUGAAAGGCAGACACAACCCGAAGUUUCCACGAGGUGUAUAAUCGCUAUUACGUUUCGGACGUGAAACACGCAAAAACCGGUACAAUAGGUGUGCAAAUGUGUGUGAGAGAAAUUUUCCAGACAAACAACAAAAGCCAAAUAUGAAACAACAAUCGAUUAUUAUUUGUCUACUAAUAGCAUGUACACGUAUAUCGCAUCAGGUAUCAACUCCUGAUUCAGAAACUUAUGUAGCAGCUGUGGUGGAAUUUUCUUCACAAUACAAAAUCUCUGGCCAGCUUACUUUAAAGACUAAUACUGAUGCAUAUAUCAAACACAUUAAGACAGCUAAUGCAAGUGACGUUGAUAUAAUAGUUUUCCCUGAAGAUGGCUUGACAACAAUUCAUUUACCACAAAGAGAACAAAUGGAUGAUUGGACAACUAUUAUUCCUGCUGCUUCAAAAAAUUAUAUACCUUGCGAUGAAAAUACUAUUGAAGUCAGCGAUACACUGAAAAGAAUAUCAUGUGCAGCAAAAGAGAAUCGAAUCUAUGUGGUAAUCAAUAUUGCUGAGAAAGUACCCUGCAAUAAGAACACAUGUACAAAAUAUGAUAAAGUUUAUCACAACACCAAUGUUGUAUUUGAUCGCAAUGGAAAGAUUAUUGCCAGGUACCGCAAAGUGAAUCUUUUCGUGGAACCAGCAUUUAAUACUACAAAAAUACCGGAAAUAAUAACUUUUGAUACUGAUUUUGGAGUGAAGUUUGGAACAUUCAUAUGUUUUGAUGUAUUGUUUAAAAUCCCUGCAUUAUACUUGACAAGAAUACAUCAAGUUACUGAUUUUGUAUAUCCUACAGCAUGGUUUUCUGAAAUACCGUUCCUAACAGCUGUACAAACACAUUCUGGAUGGGCGUAUGCUGAGGACGUAAAUUUCUUAGUUGCUGGCUACAAUAAUCCUCCCGUUGGCAGCACAGGCAGUGGAAUUUACCUAGGUCGCAAAGGAAUAGGCAAGUCAAUAAUGUCUUCAAUCUUGCAAGAGAAGAUGUUGGUACACAAAGUACCUAAAAUGAAGAAGAAAACUGAAUUUAAGUACGAUGUAAAUUACGAAAAAAUACUUUUAAAAGAUAUCCAUGACGCAGCUUCGUAUCGAGAAAUUAACGAGGACUUUCUUUUGUGGAAGAAGAAAAAAGACGACGUUGGAGAGACUGAUAAAAUUAAACUUAUAUACGAUUUCAUUUAUUCCUUUGAUACGUUUCUGUUAGAAGGAAAUGUCACGAAGACUCUUUGCCAAAAUAACUUCUGUUGUAACUUUGAGAUAGAAAUUUCAAAGAUUGAUCCAAAUACAAAGUAUCGUUUAGCAAUCUAUAGUGGUCUUCGCAGUUUCUACGCCGUUAACGGAAGUGUGAGCUCCUGCGGCAUAAUGCAGUGUUCGAACCAGUCGAUCGAGUCAUGUGGAUCUGUGCAACAAUCAGGAACGGUAUUUAAAAAACUUAAUAUCUCCGCAACGUAUCGUAAUUAUAAAACAGAUCUAGUUAUGCCGUCCACGUUAGACUCGGAAUUAUACCCACUUCCAGUAGAAGAUUGGUCAUAUGAUGAGUAUAAUUAUGAUGAUUACGUACACGUCCACAUAUAUUUGACUCGGGAGAGAAAUAAUAUAUUAACAUUUGGAUUGUACUCGAGGAAUUUUGUUGAAAACAAUGCAAGCAAGAAAACAUUUAUCAAUACUAUCACUUAUUUCACACUGUCAUUAAUGACUUGGAUUGUAUCGAAUUUCUUCUAAUAACUUGUAAAAUAUAUCUGAAAUUUAAGCGAUUAAUAUGUACUUUAUAUUGCACUUUAUAUUGCACUAUACUUUAUGUGCACAAUUUAUAAUGCAUUUUCUCGGUAGUAUAAAGUCUUAUAAGGUCGUAUAAGGUUUUAGAAGUCAUAUAUUUUUUCCUAUCUACGAAUUAUUGAGACAUAUGUAUGUGUACCAUGUAUAUAAAUACUAUAUUUUUUAUAAUAGGUAGGUUUUGUAGUGCGUUUUAUAUAAGAUCAUGUAAUUUUAUAUGAUGUAUUAAAUUUAUAAAUUGAAAUAUUUUA
Messenger RNA from Odontomachus brunneus, 2157 nucleotides. RefSeq names its product vanin-like protein 1. The transcript is spliced from 8 exons. The record is from RefSeq and is a predicted model, not a curated record. The coding region runs from base 245 to 1855 and encodes 536 amino acids. Lineage: Eukaryota; Metazoa; Arthropoda; Insecta; Hymenoptera; Formicidae. Gene Ontology annotation, molecular function: hydrolase activity, acting on carbon-nitrogen (but not peptide) bonds, in linear amides.